UAAUACAUACUUAACUGUAACAAUAACAUAACAAUAAUCAUAAACAAAAUGGCUAGACAAAGAAGAUCCGCUCCAGCUCCAAGAACUCAAACCAGAUCAGCUCAUACUGCUGCUGCUCCAGCUCAUUCUGCUCCACAAAGUAGAUAUCCAUCUGCUCAUCCAACAUCUGCUUCUAAUCCAGCUACUCAACAACAAACUCAAACUAGACAACCAGGUAUGUUUGCUCAAAUGGCUUCUACUGCUGCUGGUGUUGCUGUUGGUUCUGCUGUUGGUCAUACUAUUGGUGCUGGUAUUACUGGAUUAUUUGGUGGUUCAAGUUCUCAACAAGUUGAUGCUCCUCAACAACAAGAUGUCGCUCCAAUUCAACAAUCUAGUCAAUAUCAACAACAAGCCAGUCAUUGUGAUGCCGAUGCUAGAAACUUCACUAGAUGUUUGGAAGACAACAGUGGUAAUAUGCAAAUCUGUGAUUACUAUUUACAACAAUUAAAGGCCUGUCAAGAAGCUUCUCGUCAAUAUUAGAGUAGUCUCUCAUAAAACUAAUGCUUUAAAGAAAUUAAAGAAUUUAGAACAUCCCCGUGUAAAUAUAUAUAUAAAAUAGACAGUGUCAACUCUGUGAUUUUUUUUAACUAAGAGAUUGAAAUGAAAAGUUUUUUAGGAUUAUUUAAUACAACUUAUUUAUUGAAAAGUAACUUUCAAGUGCUUUAUCUUUUUAUUGAAUGUAGAUGUAGAUGUAGAUGUAGAUAAAUAUGAUCGUAAUAGAUAAGAAUAACAAAAAAAUAAUAGGAAUUAUAAGUGUAACAAUAUGAAUGUUGGUUUA
This is a messenger RNA of Scheffersomyces amazonensis, 817 nucleotides long. RefSeq lists its product as uncharacterized. Gene Ontology annotation, cellular component: mitochondrion; nucleus. The transcript has a single exon. The record is from RefSeq and is a predicted model, not a curated record. The coding region runs from base 49 to 519 and encodes 156 amino acids. Gene Ontology annotation, biological process: mitochondrion organization. Lineage: Eukaryota; Fungi; Ascomycota; Pichiomycetes; Serinales; Debaryomycetaceae.